Molecule: messenger RNA, 2470 nt
Organism: Oryzias melastigma (Indian medaka)
Lineage: Eukaryota; Metazoa; Chordata; Actinopteri; Beloniformes; Adrianichthyidae
Gene: ddx59
Product: DEAD (Asp-Glu-Ala-Asp) box polypeptide 59
Exons: 7
Coding region: 483-2354 (623 amino acids)
Molecular function (GO): nucleic acid binding; RNA helicase activity; ATP binding
Source: RefSeq, a predicted model, not a curated record
AGUGGAAGGGCAGAUGUCUCACAGGCAGGUUUAGAUUAAUUCAAUUUGUACUUAAUUUCAGUUGCACUAAAUAAAAUAUAGCAUUUAUAAUGAAGAUAAAACCCAUUGACAAAUAACCAGGAUCAGCCAGAUAAAAACGGAGCGCGCGGGGCUUUUUAACUACAUUUCCCGACAUGCAGAGUGGCUAUUACGUCAUAAGCAUGUGCCCGGGUUUGUUAUGCUGUGUUGGAAAGUGACGUGAGACGGUAUGUUGUGUUUUUAUACAUUACAAGCUUAGAAUUUCACCAGAAAAGAAAGAAACACUAUAAAUAUAUAUAAAAUGUGACCAUAUAUGCGAUGUUUCAAAUGUUAUGAAUGAAUAAGAGGUAUUUGUGAAAGCUACGGUACUAUCUUCUUCGCGUUUUUGUUUAGUAUUUAAUCUUCCUGUCAAGCCAAGUCUGACUAUUAUUUUUCCUUGUUUUUUUUUUUUAGAUUUAAAAAAUAUGUUUAUGCCAAGAGCUUUGAAGGUGAAAAGACCUGCCCAGGGACCUGCGCCAGGUGUGAAUAAAAAACCUAAGAUCUGUCCAGAGUCUAGUGGUUCAGAGACACAUGUGCAAGAAGAGGAAGAGAAGAAAACACCUGUCGAAACAGUGCAAGAGGUAGAAGAGCCUGCGCAUGUGACAGAGAAUGUCACAUCUGAAGACAGACACGAAUCCUCAUCAGAUGAAGAGGAGGAGGAACCAGUGAAAUCCUUCAAAAAGAGCCAGCGAUGGCCUGAGCCAGGAGAACCAGUCUGUGUGAUGUGUGGUCGCUACGGGGAGUACAUAUGUGAUGCCACUGAUAACGACGUUUGCAGUCUUGAGUGCAAAGCCAAACAUCUAAUGAAGAUGGGAUUCGGGACCGGUGAGGAAGCCUUUACCGGAAAAGACACAAACUGGGACGGAAAGGCCUGUCAGCUCGAUCAAAAAGUGGCGAAAACUGUUGGAAAAGAAGUCUUCUUUUCCUACAAGGAAGAUCAUUUUAUAUCAAAUCUGACAGAUGAGCAGGUGCAACGAAUAAAACAGGAGCUUGGCAUUGAAACCCAGGGGGAAGAUGUCAGGAAACCUAUCGUUGAGUUUGAACAUUGUGCUUUUCCUUUAACGCUGAGUGAUAACCUGAAAAAAGCUGGUUACGAGGCGCCCACGCCCAUCCAGAUGCAGAUGGUGCCGGUUGGUCUCACGGGCAGGGAUGUGAUCGCCAGCGCGGACACUGGGUCUGGAAAAACUGUAGCCUUCUUGCUGCCUGUCAUCGUAAGGGCCAUGGAGAAAGCAGCGGAUGGUGUGUGCAGCCCCGUGGCCCUGAUCCUGACCCCCACCAGAGAGCUGGCCAUUCAGAUUGAAAGGCAGGCCAAGGAGCUCGUGAUCGGACUCCCCAACAUGAGAACGGCGCUGCUCGUGGGCGGCAUGCCACUCCCCCCACAGCUCCAUCGCCUCAAGAGCAGCAUCAAAAUUGUCAUAGCUACACCUGGAAGAGUGAUUGAAAUCCUGAAGCAGAAAGUGCUGAAACUUGACAAAGUGAGGAUUGUGGUGGUUGAUGAGGUCGACAGUAUGCUGAAGAUGGGCUUCCAGCACCAGGUCCUAGAAGUUCUGGACCAAGUCCCCGAGGACCAUCAGACUCUGCUGACUUCGGCCACCAUCCCAAAAGGGACAGAGGAGCUGGCUGCUCGGCUGGUCCGAGACCCCGUACGUAUCGCCAUCGGCGAGAAGAACCAGCCAUGUGCCAACGUUAAGCAGAUCCUUCUCUGGGUGGAAGAGCCUUCCAAGAAGAAGAAGCUGUUUGAGAUUCUCAAUGACAGCAAACUGUACCAGCCUCCCGUAGUGGUGUUCGUUGAAUGCAAAGCGGGCGCCGAUCUGCUGUGCGAGGCGGUCUCCAAGGUGACAGGUCUCACUACCGUGGCAAUCCACUCGGACAAGAAGCAGUGGGAACGCAACCGCAUUCUCAAGGGUCUUCUGGAUGGGGAGUAUGAAGUCGUCAUCAGUACCGGUGUUUUAGGGAGGGGGCUGGACCUCGUCAACGUCAGAGUGGUUGUAAACUUUGACAUGCCGAACACAAUGGAUGAGUACGUCCACCAGGUUGGUAGAGCAGGGAGGCUAGGACACAGGGGAACAGCCAUCACGUUCCUCAACAACAACAACAAAAGGCUGUUCUUGAGUGUGGUGAACAGAGUCAAACCCACUGGGUCCAUUCUGCCUCCUCAGCUUUUAAACUCUCCCUACCUCCAUGAGCAGCAGAGGAAGGAAAGACAGAAAUCCACACUGGGACCCGGAGAUACACUGGUCACCAAGAACAACCUCCUCGACAUCAUAAAGAAACACCAUCGUAGCAAGAAAAGCUAAAUCAAGUAUUUAUGUGCUAAAUACAAUUUAGUUUUUUUUUUUGUAUUGUUUAUUGGAAAUAAUGAAAUGACUCAAUGUGGAAAUUUAUUUUGAGUAUUAAAAAAAUAAAAAAUGUU